This is a messenger RNA of Durusdinium trenchii, 525 nucleotides long. The record is from the annotation of a GenBank genome assembly. Lineage: Eukaryota; Dinophyceae; Suessiales; Symbiodiniaceae.
AUGCAUAUCGAUGACCUCUCGUACUCUUUGAUGAUGAACUUGUACAAAGACGUCUUGUCGCGCGUGUCCACCAUCGACGACCUCUCCAAGGAGGAGUUGUUGUCACUGCUGGAGGCCCAGCGGGGUCCCAUCGUGGACAUCAACAAGGAGUUUGCCCGAGAAUUUGAAGAACGCAUGGAGAAGCUGCGCAAGGAACGGGAGUUGAAGAAGGAGAAGUUCCGGCAGCAGAAGGCGGCCAAAGCGAAGGCCAAAGCAGCGGCACAGGCUGCGACCGCGCAACAAGCAGCCGCUGCCAAGGCCAAGCCGAAGCCGAAGCCUAAGGCUCAAGUCGGUAAGCCCGCGAAGGGUUUGGCAACUUCCAGAGAGAAGGAACAAGUGCUGGACAAGCCUGUCCCAAGUGUGAAGAUCAUCGAAAGUGACUUCAUUGCCUCGGCGGACGAAGCGCCCAUGUCGCUGCCGCCACACUGUCCCAUCGUCCUGCUGUGCGGCCCUGUUUGCAGGGCUGUGGAGCCGUUGUCUGUGUGA